Messenger RNA from Parnassius mnemosyne (clouded apollo), 3120 nucleotides. NCBI's taxonomy places the organism in Eukaryota, Metazoa, Arthropoda, Insecta, Lepidoptera, Papilionidae. The record is from the annotation of a GenBank genome assembly.
AUGGUAGCGGAAUUACGUCAAAAACUACCCCAGGAGGGUACCAGUACCCCUGGAGAAUCCCUCGCUGAGCAUCCACGACCAUGCUAUUCCACUCCUGAGCGUGGGUGCUCAGGCUGCCCCGCGUAUUCUGGGGGGGGCAAAAUUCCGCUCAACACAAUAACUGCUCGGGGCAAACUGAGCAACAAGACCAAGGCGACCCCUGCCACGCUAUCCGUGGAUUUCUGCAACAUCAGGGGACUUCACUCGAACCUAAACGCCGUCCACUACCAUCUUGAGACGGCGAAGCCGGCCUUGCUCUUUCUGACCGAGACGCAGGUGUCCUCUCCGGCUGAUACUUCGUAUCUCUCCUGCCCGGGGUACAAAUUGGAGCACUCCUUUGUGCCUCGGGCUGGAGUUUGCGUGUAUGUCAGAGAGGACAUCUGUUCUCGACGCCUCGGCAGUCUUGAAGGUUCGGACCUGUCCAUCCUUUGGCUACGCGUAGACAGCGACGACCAUCCGCGCGUCUACGUGUGCCUCUAUAGGUCCCAUAGCGGUAAUGCCGAAACAGACCGACUCAUCGACCACGUCCAAAUGGCUACAGAUUCCUUGCUACAACAGGUCCCAUCCGCAGAGAUCGUGAUCCUUGGCGAUUUUAACGCCCACCACGCCGAAUGGCUCGGUUCACGUUUAACCGAUCAUGCGGGGAGAUCUGUUUAUGACUUUGCCUUGGCAUAUGGUCUGACACAACUGGUUACAUCGCCUACGCGGAUUCCAGAUGUUGAGGAUCAUACACCUUCCCUGUUGGACCUUCUGCUGACCUCUCAUCCGGACGGAUAUCAGGUUUCCGUCGAUGCCCCUCUUGGCUCUUCGGACCAUUGUCUGAUCCGGAGUGUGGUGCCACUCACGCUCCCCUCGCGGUUGCGUUCUGCAGGUUGCCGCCGUGUUUGGCAUUACAGGUCGGCGGAUUGGGACGGAAUGCGGUCUUUCUUUGCUUCCUACCCAUGGGGGCGGGUUUGCUUCUCGCCGGAUGAUCCCAGCGCUGUUGCUGACUCUGUCACUGAUGUAGUGCUACAGGGAAUGGAACUAUUUAUUCCAUCAUCUGUGGUACCCAUCGGAGGCAGAUCUCAGCCUUGGUUUGGUCGCUCCUGUAAGACUGCAUUACACAGUAAGCAGGAGUGUUAUCAAGCCUGGGCUGCGGCUUCGGUGACUCGGGAUGUAAACACCAGCACACUCAAAAAGAAGUAUAACUUCGCCUCCAGGUCCUUCAAAAGAGUUAUUGCCAAGGCAAAGUCAGAGCACAUAGGCAGAAUUGGCGAGAAACUAGUUCGCCUUCCUUCGGGAACCCGUGCAUUCUGGUCUCUCGCCAAGGCUGUCCAAGGGAAUUUCUGUAAGCCAUCACUACCAUCUCUGCACAGGGAGGACGACUCACUGGCCCACGACGCAAAAGAGAAGGCCGACCUUUUAGGCUCCCUUUUUGCGUCCAACUCGACUGUUGAUGACGGGGGGAACACACCGCCGACCAUCCCGCGGUGUGAGUGCUCCAUGCCGGAUGUGCGAUUCUCACAGCGCUCGGUUCGCAGAGCACUCCUCUCCCUUGACAUCCACAAGUCGAGUGGGCCUGACGGAAUCCCCCCAAUUGUGCUGAGGACGUGUGCUCCGGAGUUGGCACCGGUUCUAACGCGUCUUUUCCGGUACUCCUACUCCCUAGGCGUAGUCCCGAAAUCAUGGAAGACAGCUUUUGUCCACCCGAUCCCUAAAAAAGGCGACCGCUCAGAUCCGUCCAACUACAGGCCUAUCGCCAUCACCCCCUUGUUCUCCAAAAUAAUGGAAUCCGUUGUAAACUGCCACCUCAUGCGGUACCUUGAGGAUCACCAGCUGAUUAGUGACCGCCAGUACGGUUUUCGUCGGGGUCGAUCAGCUGGUGAUCUUCUGGUCUACUUAACUCAUAGAUGGGCGUUGGCAGUAGAGUCCAAGGGGGAGGCAUUGGCCGUUAGUUUGGACAUUGCGAAGGCCUUCGAUCGGGUUUGGCACAAAGCGCUUCUUUCGAAGCUCCCUUCCUAUGGGCUUCCCGAGAAAUUAUGCAAUUGGAUCACCAGCUUUCUUGCAGAUCGGAGCAUCAAGGUCGUUGUAGACGGUGCAUGCUCCGACUACAAGCCUAUUAACGCUGGUGUUCCACAAGGCUGCGUGCUAUCACCAACGCUGUUUCUUCUGCAUAUCAAUGAUAUGUUGCAAGCUGGUAGCAUUCAUUGCUAUGCAGAUGACAGCACUGGUGAUGCUCUAUACACCGGCCGUGCCAAUAUUUCUCGGGAAAACGUCACCGAGUACCGGAACAAACUUGUGUCUGAAGUCGAGUCUUUGCUGGACAAAGUCUCGGAUUGGGGGCGACUAAAUCUAGUCCAGUUUAAUCCUCAGAAGACACAAGUUUGCGCGUUAACCGCUAAAAAGAACCCCUUUGUCGUAUCUCCUCAGUUUCAAGGUACUCCCCUUGUUGCCUCAGCCAGUAUCGGAAUCCUCGGCGUCGACAUAUCGAGUGGCGUGCAGUUUCGUGGUCACUUGGAAGAGAAGGCCAAAUUGGCCUCUAAAAAGCUUGGCGUGCUCAGCAGAGCGGGACAGUAUUUCAUGCCGGCUCAACGCCUGCAACUUUACAAGGCGCAGGUUCGGCCUCACAUGGAAUACUGUUCCCAUCUCUGGGCUGGGGCUCCCCAGUGCCAGCUUCUUCCACUUGACCGCAUCCAGCGCAGAGCGGCUCGAAUCGUCGACGACCGAGUCCUUUCCGAUCGGCUCGACUCAUUGGCACUGCGAAGAGAUGUUGCAUCUCUUAGCAUUUUCUUUCGCAUUUACCAUGGGGAGUGCUCUGAGGAAUUGUUCGGAUUAAUCCCAGCCGCCAAAUUUCACGAACGCACAUCGCGGCAGAACUCCCGAUACCAUCCACACCAUCUGGAUGAUUGGCGGUCCACCACUGUGCGAUUUAGAAGAUGUUUUCUUCCUCGCACAACUUCCUUGUGGAAUAGUUUACCACCAGCGAUUUUUCCGGACCGAUACGACUUAGGGACCUUCAAGAAAAGAGCCUACUCCUUUUUAAAAGGCCGGCAACGCAUCUGCAAUUCCCCUGGUGUUGCGGUUGUUCAUGGGCGGCGGUAG